Molecule: messenger RNA, 2775 nt
Organism: Chenopodium quinoa (quinoa)
Lineage: Eukaryota; Viridiplantae; Streptophyta; Magnoliopsida; Caryophyllales; Amaranthaceae
Product: U-box domain-containing protein 35-like
Exons: 8
Coding region: 177-2534 (785 amino acids)
Biological process (GO): protein phosphorylation
Molecular function (GO): protein kinase activity; ATP binding
Source: RefSeq, a predicted model, not a curated record
AAUUAAGUUUCAAUUAUUUUUUUGGGAACAAUUUCCCCCGAGUUUAGGGGAGUUAAAGAAACAUUUGGUUGCUUCGCGAAUCUAAUUGAGAGAACGCGAAGCAACCAAGGAAGGAGAGAGAAAGAGAAGGGUGUAAGGAGGUAUCAUAUCAUAUUAUAUCGUAUCAUAUCAUAUGAAUGGCUAAACCAGUUCAACCCAUUGAAUUGGGUCAUAAUGCUGUCGCGGUUGCCAUUGAUAAGGGCAAGAACAGCCAACAAGCUGUUAGAUGGACUAUUGAUCAUUUCUUGAAGGGAAAAGAUUUUCAAGUUGUUCUUGUUCAUGUUAAAACUCACCAUUUUAAUAACCAGCUAGAAUCUUCGACAACCGGUUUAGCCCCAACAGACUCCGAUGUACAACAAUUAUUUCUUCCUUAUCGAGGAUUUUGUAGCCGAAAAGGGAUAGACGCGAUGGAGGUAGUACUUCAUGAUAUCGAUGUUCCAAGUGCACUUGUUAACUAUAUCGAGCAUAACAACCUUGGCAAUAUUGUUGUUGGGGCCUCGAAUCGUAAUGCUAUCACAAGGAGAUUUAAAGCAGCAGAUGUUCCAACCAGCCUUGAAAAAUCAGCCCCUGAUUUUUGUGCAGUAUAUGUGAUAUACAAAGGGAAGGUGCAAUCGAUGCGACCUUCAAACGUAUGUCUAAUGCCUACGGCCCCUAUCGCGGCCACAGGACGGUCAAGUUUAAGCUCCGGAACCUCAACAUACAGGACUAACAAUUCCAAGACUAGUUUUGGCAAUAGUAGUGUAUCAAGUGGUACAUCGCGGUCGAGCAUGGUGCAUUCGGAGAGGAAUUACUCUUCCUCUAGUAACCCUGUUACGCCUGUUGGUGGUGCUGAUAUAUCAUCCAUUUACCAUCGAAUGACACAUGAUCCUCACUACCUUAAACCACAAAGUAUACGCAACAGUACUGAAUCACCAAAUAAGCAACGUGUGACAUCUAAUAGUCGUUACAAUAAUCCGAGAAUUCGACAUGAAAUUGACUUCCCAAGUUACCAGCAGCAAUAUCCUUACUAUAGUAGGAGCUCUGAUAACUCCUCGAAUAAUUCUUCUACUUUAUAUCAAAUUAUGGGACAACCACCUCUUCCAUAUAGUAAUACAAGCACAGAUAAUAACUCCAGAAACUCACAUUCUUAUUCGAGUAGCGAAACCAUUAGUACACCAGAUAGAUACAAUCAAGGACGAAAUCCUUCUUAUUAUGGUUCCAACCCCAAUAGUUUUGAGUCUGCUACUUCUGUUGAAUAUAGUGAACAACAACCUAAUUCAACCACGAGUUCCCAAAAUUCAUCCUCGGAUGAGCUAGAAGCUGAGAUGGCGAGACUAAAGCUUGAAAUAAAGAACACAAUGGAUCUUUAUCAUUCGAUUUGCGAGCAAGCAAGUGUGGCAAAGCAACAGGCUGAUUAUAUUCAAACUGGAGAUGAUGAUAUUGAGGAGAUCAAGCUAGCAAGAGAGGCUGCAUUGGUAGUAGCAGAUCUAGAGCGGCUAAAAUGCCAAGCCGCGAUGGAUGCAGCACAACUAUCAGAACGAUUAGUAGAUAUGGAGGGUCGAAAGAGAAAAUUGGCCGAGAAGAAAGCUGCAAAACAGGAUGAGGAAGAUAUAAGAAGAUCAGGAAACAAAUCAAGCCAAUUAGUCAGUUAUCGAUUGUACUCGUUGAAAGAGAUUGAAGUUGGAACUAAUUACUUCUCUAGUUCGUUGAAGAUUGGUGAAGGAGGGUAUGGACCUGUGUACAAAGCCAUACUUCAGCACACCCCUGUCGCGAUCAAGGUUCUAAGGCCGAAUGUAUCCCAAGGACUAAAACAAUUUCAACAAGAGAUCGAGGUGCUCGGACGAAUGAGACACCCUAACAUGGUACUCCUCCUAGGAGCAUGUCCAGAGUACGGGUGCCUAGUAUACGAGCACAUGGAGAAUGGAAGCCUAGAAGACAGAUUGUUCCGAAAGAACAACACCCCUCCCAUCCCUUGGAGAACUCGAUUCAAGAUUGCAGCCGAGAUAGGAACAUCCCUCCUCUUCCUACACGAGGCAAAGCCAGAGCCUAUGGUACAUAGGGACUUAAAACCGGCUAACAUUCUCCUAGACUCGAACUACACGAGCAAGAUAGGUGAUGUAGGGUUGGCGCGAUUAGUACCCCCAACAGUCGCGAAUCAAAUGACUCAAUACCAUUUGACAGCCGCGGCUGGUACAUUUUGCUACAUAGAUCCAGAGUAUCAACAAACAGGACAACUUGGUACAAAAUCCGAUAUCUAUUCAUUAGGGAUAAUUUUGCUUCAGUUGCUCACUGCAAGGCAUCCUAUGGCAUUGUCAUACCAUAUGGAAGAGGCCAUUGAGGCCGGUAAAUUCGAGGAAAUGCUCGAUCCAGCCGUGUCUAAUUGGCCCUUCCAAGAGGCUUUAGCAAUGGCUCAAUUGGCUCUCAAGUGUACCGAGCUUCGAAAGAAGGAUAGACCUGAUUUGGACUCCGUUGUUUUGCCGGAAUUGACCCGGCUAAGAGAUUUAACUAUGAGUUAAUAAUUAUUUCUCUCUUUUUCUCUUUUCCUUUUUACAUUUUUGGGAAGUGAGAUUAUAGAAAUUAUCCUUUCCUCAUCUUUAAUCGUAUACUCCGUAUUGUAAACAUUCUUGAUCUUGUACGUAAACUUAUUGCUUACUUUUGUACUGACUAUUUAUUUGUACAUGAGGGAUAUACAUCGCUCCACUUACGGAGAUUUACACAAUUUAACAUAUAUAAUCACAUAGAACCUCCGUAACUCUA